UUUGUCAUUCGGUCCCUGGCCACCGGAGGGUACGCACGUGCGUCAAAAUAAAAAUAGUGUUAAGUGCGAAAAUGUUACAAAUCGCGUUGUUUUUGUUUUUGUGUGCGUACGCGCAUGGUGUGAGUGUGACGACCACUGAAGGUGAACUUAUAGGGUCGAAGGCUCAAGAUGGGGACUAUUAUGUGUUCUACGGUGUUCCUUACGCCGGCCCGACGGAUAGGGAUAACAGGUUUAAGGCCCCCGUACCAGCGGUGCCCUACCCGGGGCCGCUAACCGCGUUGGACAGCAACGUGAUGUGCGCCCAGCCGACAGAGAGAGGUCUCGUGGGCGUAGAGAACUGCCUCAAACUCAACAUCUUCACGAAAAACGUCACCACACCCAAACCCGUCUACGUCUUCCUCAACUCACACGAAUACACAACCAGCCCCAUACAAACCAUGUUCUCGUAUAAAGAUCUGGUCGAAAAAGACAUCGUUUUUGUCACCAUGAAUUUCAGACUGUCAGUCUUUGGAUUUUUGUGUUUGGGAGUACCUGAAGCGCCAGGUAAUGCAGGAUUGAAAGAUGUGAUCCAUGGACUCAAAUGGAUUCAAGAGAAUAUUGCCAGUUUUGGAGGAAACCCUAAUAAUGUAGUGUUAUUGGGCCACGGCGCUGGUGCUGCGGUGGUGGACUUGAUAACACUUACUCCACAAUCUCAAAACUUGGUGCAUAAAGCUAUUGCUUUGAGCGGGUCAGCUUUAGCCCCAUGGGCUGUGGCUUACGAACCUAUUCAACACGCCCAACUCUUGGGCGAUAGACUUGGAUAUGCAGGAAAAUCUUCAGAAGACCUAGCUAUAAAUUUAAUCAUUACUGACAUCCACGUCAUAAACUCUGGAUUAGAUUUCAAGUUCCAAAAUAACACACCGAUAUUCGCACCCUGCAUUGAAGAUCCUAAUGUGAAUGGUUCACUUCUUACUGAUGCUCCCAUUAACGUGCUGAGAUCUGGUAACUACAGUCAUAUUCCAGUUAUCUACGGAUACACGAGCAAGGAAGGUACACUAAGAGUUACCGAAGCUGCCUCUGGGGACUGGUUGACGUUGAUGCAAAAUAACUUUACAGAUUUCUUGCAAGUGGACUUGAAAUUUAACGAAAAUACGACUGUAGAGGCGGCAAACAUCCGUAAUUUCUACUUCAGCAACAGCGCGAUAAGUAUGGCUACUAUCGACGACUAUUUAGACUAUCAAGGAGACACUCUGGUCCUGGUCUCGACGAUAAGAACAGCUAUAGCCAGAGCUUCGACAACUUCAAGCGAAGUGAGGCUGAUGGAGCUUGGCUACAUGGGAACCAGUAACACAGAUUGGGGAUACAAUCAGGUUCCUCUUAACGGCGCCAAACACGGAGACUUCCUGAACUACUUGUUUAACUAUGACUUAAGGCAGGUUGAUCAGCCCGUCAGAACUUCGAUCGUCAACCGAAUUGUGGGUUUCGCUAACAAUUGGAAUUCUCUUCGCGCCGUUACAGCAUGGCCUCCUCUCACCCCGAGUGUCACCAACUACCUUUACUACGGCGGCAAUGGGGAGCCGCUAAACAACUCCGCGAUCCACACUGAAGAAUACAAGGUCAUUCUCCACCCUCAGCGUAUGACUUUCUGGAACAGCCUCUACGAUAGAUAUUACGUCGCACCUACGUUUAACUCUUCCAGUACGGCUAUUGUCAGUGUUGUCUUUGUUAUGUUGUGUCAAUUGGUUGUUAGAUUCUUUUAGAUUUAAUUUUUUAAUGUUUCUAUAAAAACUUUUUUUGCCUGUUCAGUGUGACUUUUUUUUUAUCGAAGUCCCAUCUCGUACAAUCUCAGUAUGGGAUCUAGAAUAUUACUAUGUAUACUUUGUUCAAAAUGAAGCAGUUUUUUAUUUUACAAAUAAACUUAGCGUCUAUAUCAUUGUUAUGUCUAUGCUGUGAGUAAUUUUAAAGUGUCUAAGCAUUUUAUUAUUAUGAAGAACAAAGGCCCAAGCAUGAUAGUCGUAAUAUAAUCGGAACAUAGUUAACAAGAGAUUUAAACGUAUAUUAAAUCUUUUAUUUGUUUAAAGGCUAAAACUAGUAUUUUAUGACGCGACAAAUGUAAUGACGCUUUAUAAAUGAUAAUUAUUAAUUAUGUUUAAAAAAGAGCCCAAAGAGCUGACAGAAAAUUGACAGCUGUUACCUAUUUAAUUUCAAGACAUACUAUCAGUGAUUGAUGAGACAUACAUAUGUAAAGAGAACAAAAAUAAAUACUCAGUAGUAUCAUUGUAUUUUACAGUCUUUUCCAGUGACCUACACCUGUAACAUGUCUUCCAGAAUCAUUAUGUUCUCUCUCUUGAACCAUCUCAAUUAAAUUUUCAAUAAUACUUGCUAAAUUAUCGUGGUAUCGAACGUAUACGUAUAUGUAACUCAUAGGCACUUUUAAUUUAAAGCAACGCAACACCUGAAAUGUUUCGAGUCUGCUGCAUAAACCUCAAAAAAUUGGCUUACUUGCUUGGCUUCGUUAUUUAUUCAACCACGUACGAAGCCAGAUUAACAAAUUUUAAUUUCAAACCAAAUCUUAAGUAAUUCAUUUUCUUGUGUUUAAAUUAAACUAGACUACAAUUAAGACAUAAUACGUAAUUACAUCUAAUUUUAAUAAAAAUGCUUCUAAUUAUACAUCAAUAAAAUUAAGUUUUCCCUAAUCUUCAUGUCAUUACCAUAAUUACCUGAAUUGAUGUUAAUUAACAGGUUAUUAAGUAUUGAUUAUAAUUAAGUAACUGUUUAAGCUAUUUAGAACUUUUGUUUGGAACUAAGUUAUAAGCUAAAAUUUCCUUUUGUUUUAUAUUUUUAUUCUUAGGAAUAUGACUUCAACAUAAUAUUGUUUUUAAUAAAUUGUAAACAAAUUAAUCCACAUGUGACCAGUUCAAGUGAACUGGAUGCAUUAGGCAGAGAUCGUCUUAUGUUUCUUUGGAGAGGCCUAUGCCCAGCAGUGGUCUACGGAGGACUAAAGUGGUUGAUGAUAUUAAAAUGUAACGUUACCAGUAAAGGAUGCAUUUAUUAAGACAAACGGAUGAAAGAAAGAAACAGAGGAUACAUACAAAUAAUGUUACAUAUUAUUCUACAAUUACAUUUAAUAAGAUAAGUAUUGUGCCAAAUGUAUUCAAUAAAUCUUAGUGUUAUGAAUAAUAA
Trichoplusia ni (cabbage looper) is the source of this 3162-nucleotide messenger RNA. Its product is annotated as esterase B1-like. The coding region runs from base 72 to 1739 and encodes 555 amino acids. The transcript has 3 exons. The record is from RefSeq and is a predicted model, not a curated record. Lineage: Eukaryota; Metazoa; Arthropoda; Insecta; Lepidoptera; Noctuidae.